AUGUCGGCUAAAGGGCUUAUGAAAGACAGGCUUAGCACCCAGCCAUUAAAACCUUUGGUUCAAGACUGUCUAGGACCGAAGGCACUCGCUAAAAAAGCCGUCUUCACAAGAGUGACAUUUGAUAAAUUCUCAAGUUCGAACAUGGAGAAGGUAAUACAAAGGAUGGUCAAGAUGGAGCUUAAUGUCGGUGUCACCAUCCCAAGUCCGAAAGCCUCGGGAUUGGAGAAGAGGAAAAUUGUGAAUGAGCCGAAGCUUUCCACUAGGGGGGCAAUAAAGAGACUUACCAGGACUCAAAAGAGGCGAGCUCAAAGAAGAAAGUUGGAGGCUCGUAUGGAGGAGGAAAGGUCACAUGUGCCAUCUCCGAAAGAAAAACAGAUGGAAGAGUUGUCUCCAAAAAAGAAGCAGGCUAUGGAGCCGCUUCCAGAAAGAAAGCAGGCUGCAGAGCUGCUAAAGAAGCAGGUUGUGGAGCCGCUUCCAGAAAGUAAGCAAGCCAUGGAGCCGCCAAUGAAGCAGGUUGCGGAGCCGCUUUCAGAGAGAAAGAAGGUUGUGAAGCCGCUUCAAGAAAUGAAGCAGGUUGUGGAGCCGCUAAGAAAGCAGGCUGCAAAGCCGCUAAGGAAGCAGGUUGUGGAGCAGCUUUCAGAAAGAAAGCAGGCCAUGAAGCCUCCGAGGAAGCAGGCUGUGGAGCCGUCUUCAGAAAAGAAGCAGGCUGUGGAGCCGCCUUCAGAAAAGAAACAGGCUGUAGAGCCGCUUUCAGAAAGAAAGUAG
Molecule: messenger RNA, 765 nt
Organism: Andrographis paniculata
Lineage: Eukaryota; Viridiplantae; Streptophyta; Magnoliopsida; Lamiales; Acanthaceae
Exons: 2
Coding region: 1-765 (254 amino acids)
Source: RefSeq, a predicted model, not a curated record